This is a messenger RNA of Gordionus sp. m RMFG-2023, 22735 nucleotides long. RefSeq lists its product as uncharacterized. Gene Ontology annotation, molecular function: protein binding. NCBI's taxonomy places the organism in Eukaryota, Metazoa, Nematomorpha, Gordioida, Chordodea, Parachordodidae. The record is from RefSeq and is a predicted model, not a curated record. Gene Ontology annotation, cellular component: membrane. Bases 118 to 22509 code for a protein of 7463 amino acids. The transcript has 39 exons.
UUUUUUUUAUUAUGCAAUAUUUUAUAUUUUAUGCUUUGAUUUGAUUUUCUUAUAAAUUUAUAUUAAAUAUUUUUUAUUAAAUAGAAAAAUUUAUAAAAAAUAUCCAAUCAAUAUUAUAUGGCUGAUGAAGAAUCAGAUAUUCUCGGAUCGUUGGAGAAGAAGGCUUUCACGAAUUGGAUCAACAUAGUUUUAAAGGAUCACACUCCUCAAUAUGUAGUUACGGAUAUUUUUAAAGACCUUCGCUCUGGGGAGGUUAUUCUCGCUUUGAUCGAAAAAUUGACGGGACAAAAACUGCAGUAUGCUACCGGAAAUUAUCUUAAAAUCAUGGAAUACAUCGAUAACAUAGAAUUGGCUAUACGAGUCUUGGAAAAAAAUGGCGUUAAUUUGGGCAAAGUCCAGGCCUACGACAUUUUCAAGGGGAACCAUGACGUCAUUCUCAGCUUAUUGUGGAAUAUCAUUUUGAUUUUUGAAAUAAAAAUAAAGGAACCCAAAGUGUGGGAAGAAUUAUUGGUAAAACGAGAUUUUUAUAAUAAAAUGCGAAACACUAGCGAAAACAAUAGUAACCAACCAAUAGCGUCUCAAAUUCCCGAUUUCCCCCUAAAAAAUUUUUCAUUGGGUUUUCCUAAACAAGUCCUUCAAGAUUGGUGCUUAAAAUAUUGCAACAUGAUAGACGUAGACGCCUAUAAUUUUUCUCGCAGUCGACAAGAGGAAAUUUUACUUCUAUCCAACUUGAUAAAUUUUAUCGAAGAAGAACUCAAGAAAUCAUGUUCUAUUACAUCUCAUUUAGGUUCUUCAACGAAAGAUAUACGGGAUGAGGAGAUUAAUAAAGAUAAAAUCAUGCUCACCAAAUCAUCCGAAAAUUUAUCAAAACUGGGUCUUCAAUUUUCGGCCCCCUUAGGCCCAUUCAUUAAGAAUCAAAAAGUGGAUUUGGAGAGAGCCCAAUGGGUUUAUGAUAUGGUGGGCCGAAGACUAGGGAUUUCUCUCAUCAAUUUUGAUUUGCUCAAAGAAAGAUAUGACGAAAGUGCAUUGGUUCAUUUUCUGAUUCAUUUUUUCCAAGGAUAUAUAAACUCGGACACAUCAGCUCUUCAAUCUCCCCUUGGCGAAAACAAGAAAAGAGAUGUGUCUCCAAAUGAUCUUGGUAAGUUGAUAGCCAAUUUGAAAAAGGGCAUAUGCAAUAUCGUGAAUCAAGUUGAUUCAUCUAUCCCUUAUUUAGCUCAACAGGAAUUUCUCAUAUGGUCUAAAGUAUUGACCCAAAAUUCAUUUUUAAACGAUAAAAUGAGAGAUAUUUAUGAUCGUGAUACCACGGACAGCAAGCAAAUAGGUGAUGAGAUAUGGAACAACAUAGAAAAACAUUGGAUGAGUUUGGACGACAUUAAGACUAAGAUAACCAAAAAGCUAAACGAAGUCUUAUUUAAGGAUAUUUACGAUUUAUACGUAAUGACGAAAGAUAAAUAUUCAAGGGACGGACCCACUCUCACCUCAUACAGAUCAACGGAAAAUCUUUCUAUCGACAAAGAUAUUAUAAAAAAGCAAGAAUAUCUAUCAGCGAUCAAUAAAUUAAAGGAACCACAUUUGAAAUCGCCUGCCGGAAGCUUUUCAUUUCUCAACAAGCUGGCUACUUCACACAAUCUUUCUAACGACGAUUUCGCGAUAACUGACGCAGAAUCAAUUAUAAGAAUAGAUUUCAAGAAAUUGUCUCACAUAUACCAAUAUUUACUCAUUGUGGCAAAGGUCAAAGCAACGUUGAAUGUCUUCAAUAAGGUGCUUGAUAGGAGUAUGGGUAUAGGUUCGUUUUCUAAGAACUCCUCAACCGAUAUAAUUGAGCCCGACACUAAUCUCAACGAUAAUUUGAACGCCCUUCUUAAAAAUCUUAAAUCGCUAGUCAAGGAUCAUGACCAAAUUCUUCUUAAUAGUUCGAACUAUACAGAUCCGCUGUGGUCGGAAGAUAUCGUAGUUAUGGAGCAUUCUAUAGACGAUAUUCAAAUUAUCAAUGAUGCAUGGGACGUCUACAAAAGGGAUUCUAAGCUGGCUGGCCAAUGGCUCAACAACAUUAACAAUUCCAACGAACCCAUAAAAUUAAGCGAUAUCAAAUCGCACGAAUUUCUAUUCGAUGGACUGGACAGAUAUGGUAGUAUUUUAACCUCCAAUUGCUCUAAAAAAUCUUCUCCUCGCCUACACUCCAACUUUAACGAUAUUAUGGGUAGAUGGAUAAAUUUGAAGAAAGCUUUCGAAAAGUAUAGAGAUAUGGAAGAUAAAUAUUGGGAGGAGAAAUCCGAAUCUACCAAGUUAUUAGGCACUGUUACAGCUGAUGACACACGAAAUUACACUGAUACCUACAUCGAUCCAGGGACAGGCCAAGAAAUCAGUAUUAAGGGCCAAAGCAGCAAAAAAUUUGAAGAGAGCCUUAAGGAUAAAGAGGUAUUAAUCACCAAAAUAAACGAAAGAGUAGUUUUUAAACCUGUCUUGAAAAAUCCUGAUGACAAUUUACAUGAGGAUCCAGAAGAUUUUAUAAAUAAAAAGGUUUUCAAAUCGCUGUACGAUAGUCUUGUAGUGCCACAUUUGGACAAAUUUAAAAUCGGUUCAUCAGCGCCCGAUCUUAGCCAAUAUUUGUUAUUGAUUCAGGAAUUUCAAAAAGAAUCCCUGACGAAACUCCAAGAAUUGAAAAACAAAAUCAAUAAACCCGAGAACGCCGAUUUAAGAUCUCUUAUAGAUAAUAAAACAAAUCUUCUUCGAUCCAAUAUUAAAAUCUUCGAACAACUGCCAUUAUCCCGAGCCAAAGAUAUAGACGAAAAAUUGAAAAAAUGGUCGUAUUUUAUGAAUAUAGAAAAUCUAGCUGAUACCGAUCCUCAAGACCUACAAGAGUUGGCGGAUUCAUACAAGGAUAUGAUCCAUACAGUAGCCUUACCAUAUGGAGACUUUUUGAAUCAAUGCACGGAACUCUACAAUAAUAGCAACGUGAUAUACCCUCACAAUGAAGUUGAUUUUACGUACAUGAAAGACCGGCUGCAGGCCAUGCACGAUAUAUAUGACAAAAAUGUUAAGAAGUCUAACGAAUACAAUGAUUCGCUGAAGCAAAUGAUUCCUCUUUUGGCUCAUUACUAUUUCGAUUGCGAAUGCGUGUACAAGUACAUAGCGCAAGUCAAAGAAAUCUUAGCAUCCAAUUUAAAAGAAAGUCACGUUAACCUUAAGAAAUUUACGAUUAAAUUAGACGAUAAUAUUCUGACGGAUUUGGAAAGCAAUAGCCGAAAUUUGAUAUUCAUCUUACCAUCUGACCACCAAAAAAGUGCAAUUAAACAUAAAACUGAUAAAAUCGAACGUGAUUGGGAGCUUUGCAAAUUCGAAAUUAUAUUGAUAACUUUGGUUAACAGCUUCAAAGUUCACGAAGAUCGAUUGGAUAAAAUUCUCCAAAAGUUUAGGUAUGAGUUGAAUUAUGAGCAGGAGAGCUUUCAAUCCGGAAAAUUUGAAAUAUCGUCCAUUUUGGAAAGAUACAAAACAUCCUUCCCUCCAUCGACGACCCAACUUAUCGACGAAGACUUGAGUAAAAUGAAUACAACCAAAAAUGAGAUAGCAACACUAGUUAAUUCUCCCCGAUAUUUGCAAAAUUUGAAAGAUAUAGACCUGUUCAACCAAACUUUUAUUCCAAACUCCUUAUCUAUAAUCCUAGGAAAAUCAUCUAUUUUUGAAACCUUAAACUCCCAUGACAAAACCUUUCAAUUGAAUUCCAUACCUGUUAGCUUAGACAAAUUGUUGACAGAAAAAACAGAUCUAUGGCACAUGACCAAAGAACUGAUCGAAAAAUUUGGUCGUUCUCUCCAAUCGGCGCACUCCGAGCGGGAAAAAUAUUUGUCUCUUCUUACCAUUAUAAACGAUCGCUCUAAAGCUAUGGGGAUUCAAGUCAAUAAACUGCUCGAAACCCUGAAGCAAACGGGGCUGUCUAAAGGUUCAACUAAUGAAUCAAAACAAGAUCACCAGUUAAGCGAGAUAAGGAAUCAGAAGCACAAAUUGGGGGAUCUGAUUGUAAAAUUGGAGGAGUUAGACAUGAUAAUAAAUGGCGGAACUUACUCGUCCAUCGUGCCGGAUCCUAUAUCCGCGAUAGAUAGACGUCAUUUCCAGGUUCUCAACAACAAUUUGCUGGAGUUAGGCGACUUUUUGAAUGCAUUGGAAAAUAAUUAUCUCGAACUGAGAAGUAUUUCUUCAACGAGUAGCGGAUUUUCGCGUCAUAAUACCGAACAAGAAAGUCCGCUGUUACAAGGAAAUUUCGAUAAAAUUCCAUUAAACUCACCUAUGAUUUCUCAAUCUCAACACGAAAUAGGUAACGAAGAAGUCAAUGUUAACGUUCACAAACGUGUUAAAAUUGACCUACCGACAUUCGAUCUAUCGGAUCUCAAAGUUAGAUCCAUCCAAAAUACGCCUCAAGCACAAACUACACCCAAUAGAUUAGAUACGAAUAUAUCUAUUAUCCAUAGGGAAAAUACUGAUAAAAUUGGAUUGGAUGAUGAGCCCCGAUUUGAUAAGUUGAGUAAGAUGGAAUUCCGUGAUCAAGUCAAAAAAAAAGUUCCUGUGGAAGACCUUAAUGAUGAUGAUAAAAAUAAAGACGCUACUAAAAUCUUGAAGAGAGCUGAUUUUUCCGUUAAAUUUUCGGACAUAGGUGAUGUGCAUUCCAACGUGGUUGAGCUGAAUUCUCAAAAGCGCUUAAAGGAAAACCAGACGUUACCUUCACAAACAACACAACUACCAUCUAAUGAAUCCAUCGUUUCUAAAGCUAAACUCGAUAAGCCUGAUGCUUUACAUCCGAUUACUCAACUAUCGACUGAUAAAAUAUCUACUUUCGAACUUCCUCACAGUGACAAACCGAUCCAAGAUGACAAACCAUCUUUAUCACUGAAUUCUAACUUCAACAUGAAGGCUAAAACUGCCGAUACAAUCGAAAAAUUUACGAGCAUGACACACGAGUUUACGAACGCACCCAACGUAAAGAGUUCUAAAGAAUACGAACAAUUAUUUUUACCUGAUAUUAGAGUUUGGGCAGGAGCUACACAGGAGGAUUUGGAUAAAAUUGAACAAAUAAAACCCAAUACACGAAUAUUUCAGAAGGAAGCUACACCUACUUUUCAAACCGAAAUGCCAAUCAAUAUAGAAUUGAAGCAUGAUCACAACGGACGUAAGUAUGCCAAAAAUAUCGAAGAAAUUGUCGUAAAAAAACCCGAGCCAUCUAUAUCUCCUACUGAUCUAGUAAACGCCGAUAUUUUGACCAAGAAUUUAAACAAUGAAAAGAAAAUUCUUCUCAACAAUAAAGAACAUAUGACUGUUCAUGGCCUUAAAGUCGACAAUCAACCCCAAAAUUCUUCAAAUAUUAAUAAUAGUGUAAGCAAUCUUUUAUGCCUCAAGGAAACAUUGCCACUAGUUGUAAAUUCUGACGCUAAUAAACUCCGAGAAAAUGUCUCAAUAAGUGUAUCGCCUAUCGUAGGACUCGAUAAAAACUUGGCCUUUGAUAACCUUCCCAAGACCAACGUUGCACAAAAUCACACAGGCUUGGAUAUUUAUAAAGCGCCGCUCGUUGACGAAAAAGGGAGACAGUUGCCUCUACCCAAUAUCAGCAGUGAUCAAAAUAUAUUCAAGCCUUCAACCAAAUUACAUGGCCCAAAAACUGACGAUGCAAUAAUUAAACUACCUAAGGAAAUAUCUAUUAAAAACGAUGUUUUUCUGGGCCAACCUAUAGAGAAUAAAAUGAAUCAGGAUAACCAAAAACCCGUCGUUGAUAAGGAGAAAUUCCGAGACAGGGGCGUAUUGAAAGAAAAGAAAGAACUCGAAGCCAAGAUAACACCUAAUAUUUUAAUGACCGAAGAAGAAGACUCGAAUAAAGAUCAUAUUAAAAAGGAUUUGGCAGGUAAACCGAUCGAUAUUUCCCGAGUCGAGUCAGGGGGUACUUUGAAGAAAGAGGAUAAUGCAUUAAACACCAUACUCCACUCUGCUGGCUUAAUCAAUUACCCGUCAAAGGAGGUUGUUUCUGAUCCUUUACACAAACAACCCAAAGAAGAUCGCUCAACAAGUAAAGAACCCGACUUUAAAGGCAAUCAAUCAUAUCCAGAAAUGGGAGAGCCCACUUCGCGAGAACCUAAACAAACCGAUAAUAUUCAAAAUGAUAGUCCUAUUGAUGAGCAACACAAGAAAUCUGAGGGCUCUACUCUCAGUCAAGCGGGAAAACCAGUUUUAGAGGGUAUACAAGGAUCUCCGGAAACAGGAAUUAUCGAGCAAUCAAAUCUUGACCAACCUUCUCCAAUUCUUAAUAUGAAAUCGGAAGAAGAGCCAAACGUCACGAAAGAGGACCCAUUUGUUAUCUACUAUCAUCAAUAUGGCGAAACGCAUAACCCUGUUUCUACAGAACUUAAGGAAGAUGUUAAUAAAAUUCCAGAAGAAACAAUAAUGACAGAUUAUGGAACCUAUACGAAUGAGGAACAAGAGCCGGUGCCACUUGAAGAUGUGAUACCCGAGGAUGGCGAUAAAAAUUUGACGAUUAAUUUUGAAAAUUCUAGCCCUUUGAGUGUUGAUGAAGAUAAAAGAAAAAAACGAUUAGGAUUGGAAUCGGGUCCAGAUUAUAAAGUCGUGUAUUUAGUUGAGACAAAAGAUAUUAAAGGUAAAGAAGAUCUCGAAGUCGAAUCAGUUGACCAUGACGAUGUUAAUUUCGAAAAUAUAAAAUAUAAUCAGCCAAUUAUAGAAAAUGACAGUAAGAUUAAAAAACUCGAUAAUGUCGAUAAGGGUAAAAGGGGGGUUGAUGAGGCGAUCUCGACCAAAUCUAUAAAACCAAGCAACGAUGAUAUUCCACCUAACCAGAUUUAUUCGGAGACUAGUCCUGGUGAGGAGAGUCAACCUCGUAUAGACGUUAGUAAAGUUGAACAAGUUGAUGACGAUCAUUACCCUAUUACAAAUUACAAUGUUAAAAAAGCGGAUUCGCUAAUCAAAAGUCCGAAUCAAAUAAUUAAUGAUGGCGAUAAUGGAGUAAUCAGAGAUUACAAAUCAAUUGAUAAUUAUUCUGAAAACCUUACAAGUCAUAUAUUGCCUCAUUCAGCUCAGCUUAAUCAAGACUCCGGAAAAAUUAUUAACCAAGGAGGUAUACAAAAAAGUAUAGAUAACAUAUCACUUAGGAGUCAAAAUGACGAUAAUAUAAUCCUGGCAGAAGUCAAUAGAAAUGUUAAGAUAGAAAAGAAUCACGUUCAUGAUACGCCUACAGUUAGCUCAGACUUAGGAAUUGAUAAAAAUGAGGAUGAAGUAAAAUCCCUAGAUGAUAUAUUAAAACAAAAGAAAGAACCUGAUGCUGAAAUAGCUGACUCUAAUAUUUUAAUAACCGAUAAAAGCGACUCGAAUAUAGAUGGCAUUAAAAAGGAUUUGAUAGGCAAACCGAUCGAUACUUCUAUUGAUGAUAAGUCCAGAGUCGAGUUAGGCGGUACUUUGAAGAAAGAGGAUAAUGUAUUAAACAAUAUACUUCUCUCUGCUGGCUUAAUCAACGAAUCAAAGAAAACUGUUUCAGAUCUUAUACACAAACAACCUAAAGAAGAUCGCCCAAUAAGCCUUGAACCAGGGUUUAAAGACACACAGCCAGACCAAGAAAUGAGAGAAACCACUACUGGAGAGAUUGAAAAAACCAAUGAUACACAAAAUGAUAGGCAUAUGGAUAAGCAAAACAAGAAAGUCAAAGACUCCCUAACUUCAGAUCAAAAGGGAAAAACAGUUUUAGAUGAUAGACAAGGAUCUCCGGAACAGGAAUCGAUUGAGCAGGCAGCGUUUAACAAACCUUCUUCUAUUCUUAGGGGAUCGGAAGAAGAGUCUAAAAAUAAAGCAGAUCCAUUUGGUAUCUAUUACUAUCAAUAUGGCGAAACGCAUAACCCUGUUUCUACAGAACCUCAGGAAGAUGUUAAUAAAAUUCCAAAAGAGUCAAUAAUGACAGAUUAUGGAACCUAUACGAAUGAGGAACAAGACCCUACGCCACUUGAAGAUGUGAUACCCGAGGAUGGCGAUAAAAAUUUGACGAUUAAUUUUGAAAAUUCUAGCCCUUUGAAUGUUGAUGAAGAUAAAAGAAAAAAACGAUUAGGAUUGGAAUCGGGUCCAGAUUAUAAAGUCGUGUCUUUAGUUGAGACAAAAGAUAUUAAAGGUAAAGAAGAUGUCGAAGUCGAAUCAGUUGACCAUGACGAUGUUAAUUUCGAAAAUAUAAAAUAUAAUCAGCCAAUUAUAGAAAAUGACAUUAAGAUUAAAAAACUCGAUAAUGUCGAUAAGGGUAAAAGGGGGGUUGAUGAGGCGAUCUCGACCAAAUCUAUAAAACCAAGUAACGAUGAUAUACCACCUAACCAGAUUUAUUCGGAUACUAGUCCUGGUGAGGAGAGUCAACCUCGUAUAGACGUUAGUAAAGUUGAACAAGUUGAUGACCACCAUCACCCUAUUACAAAUUACAAUGUUAAAAAUGCGGAUUCGGUAAUCAAAAGUCCGAAUCAAAUAAUUAAUGAUGGCGAUAAUGAAGUAAUUAGAGAUUACAAAUCAAUUGAUAAUUAUUCUGAAAACCUUACAAGUCAUAUAUUGCCUCACUCAGCUCAGCUUAAUCAAGAGUUCGGAAAAAUUAUUAACCAAGAUAAACGAGAAAACAUAGAACCCAUGUCCCAUAAGACUCAAAAUGAAGAUAAUAUAGUGGUAAAGGACAAAUCAAAACAAAGGAAGGAACAUAGCGCUGAAAUGGCUCACCCUGAUAUUUCAAUAGCCGAUAAAGGUGACUCUAAUAUAGAUCAUAUUAAAAACGAUUUGGUAGAAAAACCAAUCGAUACUCAGAUUGAUAAUAAGUCCCGACUUGAGUUAGGCGGUACUUUAAAAAAAGAGGAUAAUGUAUUAAACAAUAUACUCCUCUCUGCUGGCUUAAUCAACCAAUCGAAGAACACCGUUUCCGAUCUUAUUCACAAACAACCCAAAGAAGAUCGCCCAUUGAGCCUAGAACCAGACGUUAAAGACACACAGUCAGACCAAAAAACGAAAGAAGCCACUUAUGGAGAGAUUAAACAAACUAAUAAUAAUACUCAUAAAGAUAGUGAUAUUGAUCAGAAAAAUAAGAAAAUUGAGGACUCCUUUACUACAGGUCAAGCGGGAAAUGGAGUCUUAGAUGUUAUGCUAGGAUCUCCAGAAAAGGAAAUUAUUGAGCCAUCAGCUUUUGACCAACCUUCUCCGAUUCAUAAGAUAAAAUAUACAGAAGAGCUCUUCCAAAAAAGAGUAAAUAUAGAUGUCAUGCCACUUAAGUCUAUGAGUGAUGAUUUACCAUUAAUAGAAGAUAAUCGAAAUGUUGAGAUAGAAAAGCAUUACAUUCCUGAGACACCCAAAUUUGAGGAAGUUGAAAUAUUAAAUAUAAGCUAUCCAGAACCUAACAAAAGUGAACUAUAUCACAAGACCUUUAAACAUGAUGUACAUAGAGAUCAUAAAAAUGAUAUAGACAAGAAUAUUAAUCAGGUACCUUAUGCCCUUUACAAAACAGAAGAUAAAGCUAUCAAGGAACAUGAAAAUUCUAUACUUGAAAAUAAAAAAAAAUUGAUGUUAGGAAAGGAAGAGCAACCUCAUUGGCAAUUAAAUGCACCAUCUUCUCAUCUUGGUCCUUCUGAUUUAGAAAAUAAACAAGAUGUUACUAUUCCAAUAACUACUACUGACUUUAUACUGACUAAAGAUAAUCGAAAUGCUAAGUUAAAAAAGCAUCAUAUUUCUAAAACGCCCACAAUCGAAAAAGUUGAUAAAUCAUUGAAGAAAAAUAUUAAUCCACAACUAAACAAAGGUGAACCAUUUCACAACGCCGCAAAACACGAUGGACAUGAGGAUCACAAAAGUUAUGCACACGAGAACAUUAAUCAGGUACCUUAUGACCCUCUCAAAGUUAAUGAUAAGAAAAAAGAACUUAAAUCUACGAAGAAACAUGGAAAAGCUAUACACGAAGACAAAAAAUCCUUGAGUAUUGAGAAGAGUAAAAUUUCGCAAGCACCAUCUAAAUUUGAAAAAAACACUGAAGAUGAGUUUGUUAAUAUUAUACAUUCUGAAAAACUAAUCCCUUCGGGUAAAACUGUGCACAAUCAACAUCUUGAUCGUAAAUUAGAUGCCUUGAAACAACUCACUGAUGAACACAGGUUAUCCAACACUGAAAUCGAUAAAAAUCAUAGUGUGAAUGUUUCUGCAAUAAAAAUAAAUGAUGAUCUCAAACAUCCUCAAUCUUCUGAAAUUCCUCGCGAUGUUUCAAAUAGAGACAGACACACAGGAAAUGUUAUAACAGGAAAAUCUUCUCAUAGUACUAGCAAUAAUACAUCUUCUAAAGGCUUUCGUAUUUAUAAAGAACGUUCUACUGAUAACCAGUACGAGGAGCAACCUCAUUGGCAAUUAAAUGCACCAUCUUCUCAUCUUGAACCUUCUCAUUCCGAAUUUAAACAAGAAGUUACAAUUCCAAAAACUACUACUGACGUUAUAUUGACCAGAGACAAUCGAAAUGUUAAGUUUAUUAAGCAUCACGUUCCUAACACGCUCACACUUGAGGAAGUUGAAAAAUCAUUGAAAAAAAGUUCUUGUCUACAACCUAACAAAAGCGAACCAUCUCACAACGCCCCUAAACACGAUGGGCAUGAGAAUAAUAAUCAGGUAUCUUAUGACCUUCCCAAAGUAAAAGAUAAAAAGAAAGAAUAUAGGGGUUCGAAGGAACAUGAAAAGACUUCACAUGAAGACAAAAAAUUUUUGAUUGCUGAAAAGAGUAAAAUUACGCAUCCACCAUUUAAAAAUGCAAAAAACACAGAAGACGAGCUUGUUAAUAUAAGGCAUUCUGAAAAACGAGCUGAUAUUUUAAAAGUUGACAAUCAACAUCCUGAUCUUAAAUCAGGUGUUUUCAAACAAUCCACCGAAAAUAUUAAACCAAAUGUCUCUAACACGGAAAUAAAAUAUGGCGAUCAAGGUCUAAACAAAGUUGACAAUUCUUUCGACAAAACAAUCAGACGAAAAUCCAGUACAUACAAAUUAGAUGACACCCAAAAAAUAUAUGUAUUGGAAGAAAAUGAUUCAGAAGAUAACAUAGAGUCAUAUUCUACUUUAAAAUAUCCUGAAACUCUUGCAACCUCAUACAAUGACGCACAAUCACUUCAAACCGAUAAGCAUGGGGGGAAAAAUAUGCCACAAAAUGAUAAAAUUAUUUAUUCUGAUCAUCCUCAUAAGGACGUAAAGAAAACAAAUUCAGCUCAAAUUCAUGAGAAAUUAUUUACGGAUGAGCAUAAAAAAGAAUCGCAUUCAAAAGUUACCAUGAAUAUUCCGGUUAAUGAAGCAAAUGAUAGUAGCACUUUCAAUGCCACUUUAUUAACUAACACGAAUGCCGACCAUACAUUACCUAAGCUUGAUAAGGAACUGUAUUACGAUAACAAACCUAUUCCUCCUGAGUUAGAUGGUAUGCCGUUGUCCAUUAUAAUAGAACAGUUGGAUGAUAAAAAAGGGCGCCAUUACAUUUCUCCGUACAACGAAGACGCAUCCCUUGAUUCAUUAUCGUAUGAAGGUGGCGAUGAAUCGGUCGAUCUAAUGCACAAGGAUGACAGAAAUCACAAAUUGAACAGAAAGAUACCCGUGAUCACUGAAAAAGAACACGAUAAAACUGGUCCGCAUCACAAUAUAUCGCACGUUACAAAUGAGAAACAAUAUCAUCCUGACCAUACAACUCCAGACCAUGCACCUACCCUCAUUCAGCCCAGAUCUCAUGACAAGAUCAAAUACGAUGACAAACCGGACAUCUCAAUUCAAGGGUUUAAACAACCUCCAACUCUGGAUAAAAUUGACGAUUUCAUACCCGAUAGAGUUAUGGUAAAAAGACAUCAAGUGCCCUACGAUAAAACUCACAAUGAUACCUUAAUUGCAUCAAACAUAUGGCCUAACUUGAGGGACGAAAUUGGCGUGCCUCCUAAAGACUCCAAAAUUCCCUUCAUCCAAAUGGGCGAAAGAACUACGCAUUUUAAACCCUCGGUGAACAAACACAAAAACCAUUUUAAUAAUCGACAUCAUGCUCACAAGGAAAAUGAAUCCGGAAUUUUGAAAUCGGUGGGUUCCGAUUUUACCGAUUAUUUGGAUUACAAUGAUGCAGAUUAUAAAGUGGAGCAAUAUAACAAAAGUGAAAUUGAUAAAGACUUGAAUAAGCUUCACGAUUCCUCUAGUUUUAAUAAAAAUUCGAAAUCGAGUAAUGAUCAAAAGGAAGCAAAUCUUCACUUGCAGUUUGUUAAUCCUUUUAGUAAAAAUAAGACUGAGAAAGUUAUCGAUACCUUUGAUCAAAAUUCUAACAUUAUUCCUAAAGAGAAAGUAAAAUCUCAAAGAAAUAAAAAACGUUCUCAAAAGAACCAAAAAACAGUUCCUGAAAACAUUCACAGUUUACCCGAUAACGUAAUAUCUUCCGAAGAUGUGGUAUCAAGCUCAGAAGAAGAACCCAUUAUUGUUCCAGGAUCCUCAAAGUAUGGAGCUCAAAAUUUUAAAAUACCUAACUAUUCCUCUAUCAAACAAACUCCCAGCAUCGAUAAAACCCGAAAAAUGAACACCGAAAAUGUAGCUGAUAAUAUCGAGAAAGCUCCUAUUAAUAUAAAUUCAACGGUCGAAAAAGUCAAUAAAACAUCACAUGUUCCACUCACUAACAUUCUUGAUAACACGGCCCAUGCGAAACCAGUUAGAGUCAGCAAAAAAUCCAAGAUUCCUCAUUUAUCUCAUAAAAUUGACCAUGUAUCAAAGGAAAAUACAAGCCUUCCAGUCAAAAUUAAAACAUUUUUAGACGAAUCUAGCUUAAAAGAUACAUUAAAAAUAUUGGAGAGUCAUAAAUCCGACCACAAAAUGGUCGGAGUGCCACAAAGUCAUAAUGAAAAAAUAUUAUCUGAUAGCUUCGAAGUUUAUUUAGACAAUAAGUAUCAUGAAAAUAAACCAAUAUAUUUACACAAUCAAGUAUCAGAAAACAUUAUUAACCAAGAUAUACCAGAAAAUAUCGAUGCCAUGCCACUUAAGCCUACCAAUGACGAUUUACUAUUAGGGAAGGACAAUAGAAAUGUUAAGAUAGAAAAACAUCACAUUUCUGAGACGCCUACAGUCGAGGACGUUGAGACAUCGCUGAAAAAAAGUAGCUAUCCCGAUCCUAACAAAGGAGAACCAUCACACACCGUUUCCAAACACCACAAGGACCAUGAAGAUUAUGUACACGAAAACAUUUAUCAGAUACCAUAUGACAUUCCCAAAGUUAAAGAUAAGAAUAGGCAAGAUAAAGCUACAAAGAGGCAUGAAAAGGCUAUUCAUGAAGAUGAACUCAAAGAAUCUUUGAUAAUCGAAAAGAAUAAAAUACUGCACGAAGAGGCCAAAAGGAUUGAAGACGAAAUUGUUGAUAUUAAACAUUAUAAAAAACGAAAUGAUUCUUUUGGUUUCGUUGAUAACAAUCAACAUUUUGAUCUUAACUUAGGUGCUUUCAAAGCCUCAUUAGGAGAUAUUAAACAUGAGGUCUCUAAUACCAAAUCAAAAUAUGUCAAAGAGAAAGAUGAUAAAACUCAAAGUUAUACGAAUUUCUUAUAUAACCCAUUACAUAUAAAAAGAGAUCAGAGAAACCUUCAUGCUUCUGAAUACUCUGACGAUUUGCUUAAGAACGGACAAGUCUAUGAAGUUAACGAAAGGCUUUCCAAGCAAGAGCAGCCCCAUUUACAAUCCAAUACCUUUAACAUCGAAUUUAACGAAAAUGUUAACAAUCAACUAUCUUCCAACGAUUCUGAUUCUAUUUUAUUGGAAAAGGAUAAUAGAAACACCAAAAUUGAAAAUAGAAUUCACAUCCCUGAAACGCCUACAGUCGAAGAAAUUGAAAUAUAUUUGAAAGAAGAAUCUAGACAUUCUAAACCUAACAAAAAUGAACCAUUACAUGAAACUUUAAAGCACGGCGGGCAUAAGGAUCAUAUAAAUUAUGUCUAUGAGAAUAUUAAUCAGGUGCCUUAUGAUCUUCCCAAAGUAAAAGAUAAGAAAAAAGGUGAUAAAGCUACCAAAAGGCAUGAAAAAGCAAUCCUUCACGAUCAACAACAUAAAAAGUUGGUUAAUAACAAUACACCAUUUAAAGAUCCCGCGGAUAUCGAAAGUUUUAAUAAAUCGUCUACGAAAUCGAAAACCACUGCCAGUUCACAUCACGAUCAAUCAGAUGAUAAAAUAUUUGAUUAUUUGGGUAAGGUAACAAAAGACAUUUUAUAUCAAGCACAACAUCAUGCCCAUUUUCCUGACUAUAGCAUUAAUAAAAAGGAAAAAUUACAUAUGAAGGAAAAAACCCCAAAUCAAGAGCAUCAUAGGAACACUAAAAAAUCCAAUGAACCGAACUCUACUAUUUUUCAAUCAAUUGAGUCCAAACAGCCCCUUCACGAAGACACCAAACAUGAUUCUACUCACUAUCUAACGAACGAUCAAAAUGGUGAACUUCAAUCAAAUGGUUUUCAAGCUGACAAAGGUCGCUUUAGGUAUUAUAAACAUGUUGAACAACAGCCUCAUUUACAAUCCAAUAUAAUACCUUCAUCUAAACUUGAAACAACUUACUCCGAAUUUAACGAAGAUGCCACUAUUCCGUUAAAUAAUAUUGGCAAUGCUUUUAUAUUGGCUAAGGACGAUAGAAAUACUAGGAUUGAAAGACAUCACAUUCCCGAGACUCUCACAGUCGAAGAAGUUGAAACAUCAUUGAAAAAAUCUAGUUAUCCUGAGCCUAACAAAUUAUCGCACACCGUUUCUAAACACCAUAAGGAUUAUGUGCACGAAAAUAUUUAUCAGAUAUCUUAUGACAUUCCCAAAGCAAAAGAUAAGAAAAAGCCAGAUAAAGCUACAAAGAGGCAUGAAAAAGCUAUUCUUGAAGAUGAACUCAAAGAAUCUUUGAUAAGUGAGAAAAAAAUACUGCACGAAAAUGCAAAAAAAAAUGAAGACGAGAUUGUUGAUAUUAAACAUAAAAAGCGAAAUGAUUCUCCUAAUAACAUUAAUAACAAUCAACAUAUUGACCUUAACUUAGGUGCUUUCAAACACUCAAUUCAAGAUAUUAAACCUAAAGUAUUUAAUACCAAAUCAAAAUACGACAUUGAAUUGAAAUACGAGAAAACUCAAAAUUCCACGAAUCCCGCAUAUAACACAUUACAUAUAGAAGGAGAUCCCAGACACCUUCAUGCUUAUAAAUAUUCUGAUGACUUGCAUAUGGACGAACAGGUCGAUGAAGUUUACGAAGAACUUUCCAAGCAGGAGCAGCCUCAUUUACAACCCGAAUUUAACGAAAAUGUUGACAAACAACUGCCAGCCUACGAUUCUCUUUUACUGAUCAAGGACAAUAGAAACACCAAAAUUAAAAAUAGAAUUCACAUCCCUGAAACGCCUACAGUAGAAGAAAUUGAAAUAUCUUUGAAAGAAUCUAGUUAUUCCAAACCUAACAAAAAUGAACCAUUCCACAAUGCUCAUAAACACGGUGCGCAUAAGGAUAAUAAAAAUUAUGCCUAUGAGAAUAUUAAUCAGUUACCUUAUGAUCUCCCAAAAGUAAAACAGAAGAAAAGAGAAGAUAAAGCUACCAAGAGGCAUGAAAAGGCUCAACAACAUAAAGAGUUGGUUAAUAAUAAUACAUCACUGAAAGAUACCGCUGAUAUUGAAAAUUAUAAUAAAGAAUCUGCCAAAUCUAGAACCACCUUUGGUUCACAUCACGAUCCAUCAAAUGAAAAAAUAUUUGAUUAUUUGAGUAAAGUAACAAAAGAUAUUUUAUAUCAGGCAAAACAUCAUGCCCAUUUUCCUGACUAUAGUAUCAAUAAAAAAGAAAAGUUAAAUAUGAGGGAAAAAGACAUAAAUGAGGAGCAUCAUAAAGACGCUAAAAGUUAUAAUAAACCCAAUGCUACUAUUUACCAAUCAAAUGAGCCCAAACAUCUCGUUCUUGAGGACAUUAAACAGGAUUUCAAAGAUUCGAAUUAUUCCGAAUAUCCUCACGAUCGAAUGAACGAUACACAUGGUGAACUUCAAUCUGAUGCCUUUGAGGUUUACGAAGGACGUUCUAAUCGCCAUGAUCACCAUCAACAGCACUUUAAUUCACUAACCAAACCUAAUAAAGUCUAUGACUCAGAUUUCUAUAAUAAUGAUACUUUUCCUAUAACACUUGAUGAUGAGUCUCUGCUCUUGAUCAAGGAUGAUCGGAAUACUAAGGUUAUAAAGCACGAAGUAACCGAGACACCAACAACUGAUAUGGCUGGAACAGAUCCAACGAAGCAUUUGAGUGAUAAAGCGACACAUGGCACGACUAAAAAUACUAUUAAAGAUGUAAAGAAUUACAUGUACGAGAAUAUUAAUCAAUUGCCUUACGAUCUUACCCAUACGAAAGACAAGAAAAAAGAAGACAAGGCUACACAAAGGCACGAAAAAAUUAUACUUGACAAUGAACACAAAAAAUCUCACGAUAAAACAAUGAAAUCACAUGAAUCAAUUUUAGAUUAUCCUCACAAAAAUUUAACUACUCCUAGAUCUAAAGCUGAGAAAGAAAUUUUAAUUCAGUUUGGGCCAUAUGACAAAGAUAGUACUCACCAAACUAUAAAUAAGAAAGCCUAUAAAGAUGAACGUCAAACACACAAACUCGACAAUGAUAAAAUUCAUUUAGACAAUGAAAGCCAGCACGAAAUCAAACCUCGUGAAUCGCAAUAUCUAAGACAAUCUGAUUUGUUUAUAGACAAAAGUACACCUAACAUUGCUGUUCAUCGCUUUCCUCCCUUACAGGUUAGAAUAUAUUCUGGAACCAAAAAUGUUGUAGAUACUCAUUUAGAUAAAUCAAAUCAAUCUGAUGCUGAUGUCAGAGGUGAGCAUAACAAGAUGUUUGAUGAUUUAUCUAGACUUGUCUUGGAUGAAGACGACAAAUUUAACGAUAAAAAAUCAAAAUCUGAUGAUAAAUUUACCUCGCCUUUAAAUCAAACCUAUCCCAUAAAAGAAAAGGCGGAUCACUUUAUGCCACAUUUAGAAGUCGAUAUUGACAAAGUUCAUAAUAUACAAACACCUAACAUGAAGCCCCUCGUUUUUGAAAUUGACUCUUCCGAUAAUGAUCGCGUUAAAAAUUCGAUCAAAUUUCAUAAACUUGAUAAUCUUCCAAAUGAUGUUAAACCAAAUAUCGAUCAAACACAAUCCGAACCUUUUAAUGAUAAAAAUUAUGAACCUACUAGCAUUCUACUUCACAAUCAGAGUCAGGUGUCUGAUAAAGAAAAAAUUAUUCAAAAUCAUCAAGAGCGGACUAAAAAUCUAUUUAGCAAUAUUGAUUAUUCGAAAGCUACUCGGGAUUUAAACGAUCUCUCAAACGUAAACUUGCAGGACAUUAAUAUUAAACUCAAGAAUAUUUUGAAAACCCCAAGAUCCGUUAACGAUGAUCCUAACGUUCGCCAAGAAAUCAAACGUUUAAUUCAUCUUUCUAAAACAUUAAUGUCUCCUAAAAAUGAUCAUACGAACGAAAGAGAUUUAGAAAAUGAAUUGCCAGCCUCUGCGAAAAAAUUAAAAGACGUAAUUCACCUCCACGAAAAUGCCAACAAAAUUCAAGCUUUGUUACCUAAAGGAGCGAAUGAUCAAGAUCUAUCCUUAGCACAAUCUCUUGUUGAAAUUCGAGAUCAAUCGAAUGCUCUCAUUCCAGCCUUAAAGAAUGAGUUGGAAGGGAUCAAAGAUAUAAAUGUAAAGUUAUCUAACUUGCAGUCAGCGCUUAAAAUGGGGGAGCAGAUAAUCGAUUUUAUAUCAGAUGGUGAAUCGGGUGAUUCUAAAUUACCGACCGCCAUAGGAUUAAAGGAAAUUGAGACGAACUUCAAAAAAAUCGCCGAUCCUAAGGAUAUUCACAAGAUAAAAGAUCAGAUAGGAGCACUUAUUUCGGAUCUUAAACCUAGGGUUUCCGCUAUAACCCAGCAAAAUGAAAUCUUAUUAAAAGAUUUUUACGAUAGCAACAUUAAAUUAAGGCAAUUAUCGAAAGGUAAAGAUCACGCCAAAGUUUAUAACCAAGAGUUGGAACAAGAGUUCGAUGCCAAAUAUGUCGACGCGAAACAACGGGCUAAUCGGGUGAAAGAAACUUUGAAUCAAAAAUUAGAGCAGUUAUCCAAAAUAGACGACAACCUAAAUGCGAUAAUCUCAUUUUUCGAACAAUUUUAUUCUCACAAUCAGGAAAUAGAGGAUUGGAUUGGCACUGCAGAAAAAGUACUGGAAGAUCCUGAUAAAUCUACGAAAGAGAAGAUUUCUUUACUCCCUAAGCUUCAGCGAGAAAAUAUUUCUUAUCAAACCUUAAUGGACGACUCGGAACACGCCUGCGAUCGCGUAUUAGAUCAUAAUACUAAAAUGUUCGAUAACGUAAAACUCGACAUUACUAGCAUGAAAGGAAAGCUGGGAGAGGUGGAAAAGAAAAUAUUAAACACUAUUGGACAUCAAACUCGGUUGAAUAAUUUGGAGAAUGAUGUAACUAAGGAUUUGAAAAAAAUUGAAAAGUCGCUCAAAAAUUGUCAGGAUCUGGGCGUUAAAAAUAAGCUGUCCAACCUUUACCAAUCUCUGAUGAUCAAUAAACCCCAGUUUGGGAAAGAGGAUAUAGCACGACUCAACACCUUCUUGGACAUUUACAAAAAAAUCAUUUGUGAACUCGAACCUAGCAAGCUCCUAUUGAUUGGAAUACACAAAAAAUUGGAGGAUGGUGGUGCUAAGCCUGGAGAUAUUAAAAACCUUCGCCAAGCAGUCGAUGGAAUAACUAACGAUGCUAAAGCUUUUUAUCAAAAAGGUCAAGAUGUGAUAACUUCUCUCAGUGACAAACUUCUAGGUGGAUACAAAAAGGAGAAAAUGGACAUAACUCUUAAAUUGAAGACGUUCGAUGACAAUUUGAAUAAUCUGGAAGACCAAUCCAACAUUCCCGACCCAACCAUAGAUUCAGAAAGAUUGCAGUCACCCCUAAAGGAAUUAGAAGCUUUGAAGACCAGAGUUGACGAGAUAUACUCAAUAUAUUUGAAUACACCCGCUUUGUCUCGUCUUCAAGAUUAUCACGACAAACUAACCUUAGACCCUAAAUCUUCUUCAAAUGUUUCGCAAGUUUCUAUCGAAACUCCGACAGAAAUAAAUUCUAUAAGCGAAAGGCUGAUUCCCGAGAUCAAACAUGAUAUAACCAUUAUUAGGGACAAGGUGGCAACUAUAUCCAAUCGUUACAAAAAUUUGCAAAGUAAACUUGAUCUGACACUUAAAAAUACAAAGAACUACGGUGGGAAGCUGACGAGAUUGGAAAAUGAUUUAAUCAAAGAAGCUCAAAAGUUUUCUAACAUUGACAAAGGAUUUGACUACGAUUCAUUAAACGAUAAAUUGAAUGCCGGGUUAAGACCCGCUUUAGAAAAUUAUGUUGUCACUUAUAUUCCAAUAUUCAACGAAUUGGAAUGUUUGGCCCUUUCUCUCCCUUCACCUAAACCUGAUUCAACCAAUUACGAAGAGAUAGUCAAUCCCUUAGCUAAAGUCAAAAACCUGAAGGACACUUACUACGAACCCACUAUAAAGUGGGUCGAAUCUCGCCUUGAAGGGGAAAAGGGGUUAGCGGAGAAAGCCGAUUUAUUAUUCUCCGAGGUUAAACUAUUAUUGGAUACGAAUGGACGUGAUAUGAAACCCUUUAGAGAAUUGGUAAUCGCUCUCAAACAUCUCUUAGCACCUAAGCAGGGGAAAGAUGACUUAGAUAGCUUUGAACUGCUUCCCCAAAAUAUCAAGCCUUCUCGUCCACUUAUACCUGACAACCAAGGUAACAUUGUACAACUCAGUCAAUCCCCUUCAAAAAGAACUAUUAAAGGAGGAGAAAUGGUUUUUCAAAUAGAUCACGACUCCGCUACGGAUUCCGAUUUCGAAACCGAAAGAAGAAGAAGGUCUUCGGGAGCUGACAGCGGUUUGAGUUCUCCUAUGGAUAUCGCGCCAACAGGCAAUUUCGCGUUCCCUUCCCGACUGAAUUCCAAAUUGGUUCCUUUUCUUAAAGCAGGCAAACAGUUUAAUGAUAUAAGUUUGGAGGACGUGCUUAAAUAUAUUACAAAUAUCCAGAAUGAAUAUUGGGUUUUAGCCCGUCCACUAAUCGAUACUCUACAAAGAUUUUCUGGUAAUUUAAGUUGCCACGAAAACGUGAAUAUGCAAGAUUUAAGCGAUAGAAAUAAGGUGGAGGUAAAUACGAAAUUUGAACGUAUACUUAAUGCUUACCCGCAAAAUGAUAAAGAUGCAAAAAUGGGUGAAUAUGAUAAAAAUAUAAAAGUAGGAAUUAUUGGGAUUAAACCUGAAGCAGAUUCUGCAGCUAAAAAAAUGAAUGUACAUCCUAGCGUUUUAUGUGUGAUAAAGGAAUUAGAUGAUUAUUCCUAUAGGUUGAAGCAAGCCUUUUCGGAUAUGAACUCUGAUACGCAAGAAUAUUUGGAUCUCAUAAAGAUUUUAAUCGAUAAAAAAUUGGCAAAAAUUGAGAAAUCUUUACUUUCCGCUAAACAUGACCAACAUUUCGUAGCUUAUACACAAAAAGCCGUCUUCGAACCUAUUCAAAUCAAAACUCUGGACAAUUUAAUGAAUUACCGGGCUAAAAUAUUGCUAGAAAACGAAGAUACUAUUUUUGCUGAAAAUUUAUUAGACAAAAUGGAAAAUCAAAUCACCGAAGUUCCGCCAUUACAUGGAAUUUACGAUGAUAGGAUUGCAAAUCUCAGAAAAAUUAUCCAAUCGCAUCUAAAUUAUUUUGAAAAAAGGUUGAAAGACACCGAGCUUACCGUAACGCGGUAUAAAGAUAAUCAUAAACGUGUGGAAGCCUUUAAAAAUGAUGCCAAAGAUAUUUUGAUCGGGCAAAAGAAAUUAAAACCCAUUAGUUCGAAUCUGGAUUCGCUGAAAGCACUCAAAGCCCACGCCGAAAAACUAAUUUCCGAUAUGGAAGACAUCAAUAACGACGAUUAUUUCUUUACUAAUGAAGCAAAGGACCAACAGCCAUUGUCAAUUAAAUUAGAACAAUAUCAGACCUUGGCUCAGCAAUACGCUCAAUUGAGGAAAUUAUUAGACAAUGCCUUGAGCAAUAUUGAAACUAAGAUCAAAGGUAUAGAAAAAUCAACCCAAAGUCGUGACUCACCCGACAAAUCAUUCAUCUCCUCUUCAGGUGCUUCUAGUCAACCCUUAUCAUCCCCAAAUUCGCCCUUGACAUUUCCAUCCUCACUUCCCUCCAUAAUCAAUCCCACUAUGAUAGACAAAAUAUCAACUCAAUUAUCUCCUUUCUCCAUUCAACAUAAAUUUCCAUUUGUGUCUCAUGAUGAGCCCUCUGUUGAUACUUAUGAUAAUAAACAACCCCAACACAAUAUUCCCCAAGGAGAAAGUCAUUUACUUAAACCCUUAAAAAAUCGUCUCUUUGACAAGCUCAAAUUCACACCCCUCAUUGAAAAAUAUGGUUCAAGUAAAGCUAAAAGUCAAAAUAUGGGUAAUUUGUACAAUAAUUUUGACGAUCUAUUUCACAGCGAAACCAAAACUGACCCCGAUUUGCAUAGUCUCCCAUCCAUAAGUCCCAAAACUCUUUCUGAUUCGAACGAAUUAAAUGAGUUAGAUCUCAGUCGCUUGUCCCUAAAGCUAAUGGAUACUGCCGAUUCAACACUUUCACUGGUUAGACUCGCUUUUCAAAAAGCCUUAGAAAGUUCUGCUUUGCAAAAAAAAGAAGAUCAAGAUUUUUUGAAAUUCCAUAAAACCUUAUCGAGCUCAAAUUCUAAUGCUAACACAAGCUCAUUCGAUGUAGAAAGUGCUAAGGAGUCUUUGUCUCAAUUAAUUUCUCUUAGCAAAAAUAUCGUUGCGGUUAGGGAUGUACUAGAAACCCCCGAUCUUUAUUUAAAGCGUUUUAGGAUUAAAAUGCCGCGAGAUGUUGAUAAUUUAAAACGCAACUUAGCCAGAAAGUACGACAUAAUAGUUAAAACUAUUGGCGAAAGAUUGAAGGAUUUGGAUAUUCUAGGAUUAUCCAAGAAGGAUUUUGAGAAUAAUGAUAUCAGUGAUGAUUCUCCCCCAGCUUCACCAUUUCAAGAAUUAUUUCAGACGUUGGCGAAUUUAAAGAAUAAAUACCUAUUACCAUCAGAAACUGAAAUCAGUAACACAGAAUCAAAUGAAUACAAAAACGUUUUAUCAAAGAUUAAUGGACAUUCACUUAUCUGGUCGCUCUUACAUAAUGUUGGAAGGAACAGGUCCGCCCUUGACAAUCUAGAAAACCCCUCUGACAAUAUCACAAAUUCAGGGACAUCAUCUUUUACGUGGCCCAAUAUAUUUAGAAGCGAUAACAUCGAUGCUUCAUCAAGUCAAGAUACACCAAGGGAAAAUAACAAUGACAGGAACAGGCGUCAGAUAAUUCGUAUACUCAAAGCUUCUAUCCCUUUACAAAUUCUAUUGUUAUCUAUUCUUGGUUUCGCUUGUUUGUUACCCCUGUCCAAAACUGAUUAUAAUUGUUUGGGCCAAAACAACUUUUUGUCGUCUAUGAACCCCAGUCUAAAUUACCCCAACGGCGCUCCUCCUUUAUAAAAUAUUAUAUUAUGUAUAUUUCUAACAACGAGGUAAUCAUUGUAAAAGAGUAUUUAUCUUGAAAUUAUAUAUAGUUAUAAUAAUAAGAAUAAUUAUUAGUUUCUGAUUCAAAAAUUAUUAUAAAAAUUAAUGUGAUAGUAUAGUCAUACACUUAUAAAAAUUAUAUAUUAUACCCGAAUUAUAUUAUUUUUAGAAUAUUAAAAUUUAUUUAAUUAUACAGGAAUUU